Molecule: messenger RNA, 2694 nt
Organism: Fusarium verticillioides 7600
Lineage: Eukaryota; Fungi; Ascomycota; Sordariomycetes; Hypocreales; Nectriaceae
Exons: 3
Coding region: 1-2694 (897 amino acids)
Source: RefSeq, a predicted model, not a curated record
AUGUUACUGCCUUCAAACCGAAGGAAUUUUGUUCUCGCACGGGAAGGGGAAGAUCUAUUACCACUGGUGACUUGGUCAAAUCCAUCAAGCAUCAAGGAUCUUCACGUUUCACAGGCUGGAGACACACUCAGACUCUGGUACACGACCGAUGCAGAUGCAGUGCAUUACUACACAGCAACGACCAGCAAGCUCGAUCAUGGCAAGGUAGUUCCGCUUCUUCCUGAGGGCCAAGGCGGACAGAUAUCAAGUAUGCUGUCAAUCAAGUCGGCAGACAAGCAAAAGGCAACACUGGUCAGCAGCCUGAUAUCCGUGGACGAAAACGGCCACCUUAUGCUUCUCCAACAAGACUCGACAUCUCGGACAUGGCAAAAAUAUCCCUUCUGGCAGCCGUCCACUGAGAACGUCAUCAAGCUCAAGGGAUAUAUGCUUCGCAUGCAAGCAGUGCCUAGCAACGACGACGAGGCUUCACUUAUUCCCGGAUGCUGGCUGAAAGUUAGUGCCUCUGGUGUUGUCAGGUGCAUUGUCAACGGCAAGCAUGUCUCUGUUUCGCCAGAUCCACGGUGGCUUCAAACCGACGCCAAGGGCGUUCUCAACAUUGUUUUUCAGAACGACGAUGCAACAUGUCACGAAUUUGGUGCUGAAGCCUUGCGCGCCGCCAAGAAAGGUCCUAAGGAUAUAUCGAUCACGGAUGGCAUUUUGGAUCCAUCCAAGAAGCUGAUUAAGAAGCUAGACCAUGUCAAGUCAGCUGAUGAUGUUGCCAAUCUCAGGAAGCCGGAUGGAACUCGGCUAGUGAGUAGUAAUGCUUCUCAUGAUGACUUGAAAGCUGCCGCGGAUUCUAUGUCGAUGUUGGUCGAACAAGCAUACAAAUACCACGGAGAGCAGGCACUAUCGUUGAGAAAAGUGCCUUACACAUCUGAGUUGAACAUUUUCGAAGACUUUGUUGAUGACCUAGUGGGUGCUUGGAACUGGGCCGAGGAGAAGUUCAAGGACGUUGUGGAAUGGGGCUGCAACUUGAUAGAGGAUGCUGCUGGAAAGGUCUGGGCCUUUAUGGUCAAGAUCGGAGAAACAGUUUACAACUUUGCUCUCAGGACCGUCACUGCCAUUGCCAAGGCCAUCACCUGGGUCUUGAAGAAGCUUGAGGUUUUGCUUGAGGACAUCAUUGCCUUUUUCGGCCACUGGUUCGGAUGGGACGACAUUUUGGACACAUCUGAUAGCAUCGCUACUGGCUUCAAUGUCGCCCUCGAUUACGGACAAGACCUGCUCAACAGCUCGGAGUUCACUGUUGACUCGUGGCUGGAGAACCUCCGCAAGCUCAUUAAGUCUCAGCUACCUGGCUUACAGAACAACAACUACAGUGGUAGUCAACAGGUGGCCAGAGGAUUACACGAGGAAAAUAGCAACCUUUCAGCCGAAGGUCAAAGUGCAGACGACGCUAUAAAAUCCGGUGUUGCGUAUAACUGGUCCACUUACUACUUUACCUACGGCGGAGGCACCACCAACACUGUCUUAAAUGAUGAUGGCAAAUCUUACUCGACCGAAAAAGCGAUCGUUGCGCUAUGGGAUGGUGUCCAAAGCGAGAUCGACAACAUCGUCGGGACGAUAAGCAAGUUGGCUAAAGACUUAUUCGACUUCUUCAAGUCGGGCCCUGGCCACUGGGAUAUCAAAAGCUUCAUGGGACACAUCACUGCUGACCUUGUGGACGGCAUGAUUGACUCUCUCAAGAUCCUUGCAGACAUUUUGUUCAAGGCGUUUUCACUCGGAAUCAGUCUUGUCAAAGAUGUGGCCAACCAGACGAUUGAGAUUCCGGUGCUUGGAUGGCUAUGGAAGAUGCUAACGCACGGUCGCUCGCUUUCCCUCUUGGAGCUAUGCUCUCUUCUAAUUGCGAUUCCUACCAAAGUUCUCUACAAGGCCAAGACGGGCCACGCCCCACCGAAGCUUAAGGGACGUCUAACGAAAGACUCCUUCCGUAGAUAUCUCUCAGGAACUGCCGACAGUGCACUGGCCAGGGAAAAAUUAUCAACUGCCGACAGUACUCUCUUCAAAGACAUCGCCAAUGUUAGCCUGGCGGUGACCGCAAAUUUGGAAUUUAUCUACAAUGAAUUUGACACUCUGGUCCUAUUGGCAGAUGGCGCCUUUGAAGGGAGUGGUCUUGAGAUUAUUCCCACUGGACCUAUCAAAACUCUCAUGACAGUGAUUAACGCAGCAGAACUUAUCUUCGAGGGAAUUGACGCCUUCGCGAGUUUCCCUGCUGGUCUUUUACCCGGGUCGUCCAUGGUCCAGGUGGACAAUGCCACCGUUGGGAAAGUUGCAAAGUACUCCGCAUUCGGUCUCCAAGGCGUCAAGUUCGCAGCCGGUAUAGUCGUCAAGAUCGUUGGGAAGGUCAAGAGUCUGGACCAAAUGGUAAUCAAGAGAUGGAAGGGCGGCAUCACUGCGGUCAUCUCGGUGCCCAUGCUUUGCGUUGCUUUGACAGCGGACAUCAACGACUCGGUGGAAGGGAGGAAAAAGACGGUCAUUAUUGUUGACCAUUUCUUUGAGCACUUCCUCAAGUUUGGCAAGCAGUGGGGAUAUGCUGUUGCUUGUUGGAACAACGAGGUUGAGAAUGAGCUUCUGUACAUUGCACUUGUUGUCAAAGUACUAUGCGGAGAUGGGAUAUAUGGAUUCAAGAUUACAGACUUUGUUGUGGAUCAUGCGUAA